AUGUCGUGCUCCCACAGCGUGCUAGCUCAAGUCUCAACUGUAUCAGGCUAUGUCUCAUUUUUAACAUCUUUCAUAGCGCAAAUACCGCAAGUCUUGGAGACUUAUGUGGACAAAACGGUGGAGGGGCUUUCGCCAUGGUUUUUGCUUGCAUGGCUGGUUGGAGACAUAACGUCUCUUGGAGGAGCGAUUUUGACGGACCAGCUGCCUUUCCAGAUCAUAUUAGCUAUCUAUUUUCUGCUCAACGAUCUGUUUAUCUGCGGCCAAUACUACUAUUACGGAGUUCUCCAUGAAAACAAGCUAGCAACUCCGGGCCACGAGCAGAUCGCGCCAGAGGAGAGAAUAGCGUUUGUGAGAAGUAGAAGUUCUGAAAGACCUCUUGACUCCGGAUUCAACCAGCAGUCGUGGCUGGCAGGUCUGCUUUGUUUUAGCACCGGAGCCCGGGGCAUGGCUCUGGGUAACACUUUCCGUGUUGCAAGCACCAAUUCCACAGCCGCAUCUAACGCUGGGGUGGUGCUGGCUUGGUUUGGUGCGCUGUGCUACGUUGGUGCGAGAAUCCCUCAGCUGUACAAAAACUACCAGCGUAAGUCCACAGACGGACUUUCGCCCUUUUUAUUUAUAAACACACUGCUGGCCAACACGACUUACAAUGUGAGCAUCUUCACGAGCUGCAAGUUUUUGGAGCGGGCCGACAAGUGGGACUUUGUGAUGAACGAGAUGCCCUUCAUAGUGGGGAGUGCCGGCACCGUGCUCUUCGACCUCGCAUAUUUCUACCAGCACUACGUUUUGUAUGCGGAGGACAUGCGUCUGAGAGAACUCGAAACCCAUCUGAGCAACGACGAAAGCACUCCAUUGCUCUAA
Lachancea meyersii CBS 8951 is the source of this 858-nucleotide messenger RNA. The record is from the annotation of a GenBank genome assembly. Lineage: Eukaryota; Fungi; Ascomycota; Saccharomycetes; Saccharomycetales; Saccharomycetaceae.